UCGAGAUAACGUUAGCAUACGCGUAGAUAAAUAUACUACUAAUGGCUGAGUGGCCGUAUACGGGCGCUUGUCCUUUAUAAUACAUAAGUUACUUUUAAAAGUAGUUGAAUGCUUAAGGGAGUAGCAGGUGAACUAGCUUAGAAGGUUAGCCCCGAGUAGGCUUUGGGUUCCAAUUGUAACACAGCUUUCAGAUAAGCUCCACCCACUCGCCGUUUCUAUUGGUCGGGGUUUUCUGGAGUCAUGUGUCAUCACCGAGUUGAAGGCUUGCGAAUGGCUUCGCAAUCUGUCGAUCACCUUAUUCCCCACUUGUUGCUAGGGAGAUUGCUCCAUGCUAGCCAAAAUACCAGCGGAGGUACCUGUCACUUUCGAGGGUAAACAAGAGACGCGAGCUGACAAGCUAACGUGACAUCACCCUAUGUCGUUGUAUAACAAGGUGGUUAUUGAUGUGUAAUAGCGUAGCCGGUUCUCAAAACACAAGCCAUCUAACGGCUAACGUCAUAAGGCAUAGGCGCAGCUGUGCGUGAGGAGGGAGGGUCCCUGUCCGCUACCUAGCGUUGUGGCUGGUGCUAGCCUUCCUCGACUCUCCCAUUCACCUUCAGCAGCACCCACUAGAAGUAGUUGUCCUGUCAAGGGUAGGGUGAUGCCGAAAGCUCCUCUGGUCUGCUGAUUUUUUUUUACUCAAGGCAUUGCGCCAUCACUUCUUUAAACUUUGGGAGGAUGGAGUGGAUGCAGUCUGCUAGCAAGUCCUGAUCUUUUUUGUUUGUGUGUGUGUGUGUGUGUAUAUCAUCAACAUGGAUUUAAUGCAAAUGUAGGAAUGGGAAGAUGAGAACCUAAUGAAGAACAAAGCUUUGGGCACAAACUGGACUCCCAGAGGAAACCCAUCUAGGAUUCUACAUGCCUUUUAAACAAACCGCAUCCUGUUGAAGUCCCUUUCCCCUUCUGUAACCACUUUUUUUUAUGCUCAUGUAUCCCUCUUCUCGUACGAGAACAGAAGUAUCGAUUCACGCUAGUUGGCCCCGUUUUUGUUUUUUCCUUUUUUAAUUUCCCCUUUUGUUCCUUUGUAAAGAAAUGCUUUACCUGAAAAAAUACUUCACAGAGGGCCUGAUUCAGUUCACCAUCCUUCUGAGUCUCAUUGGGGUGCGGGUGGAUGUUGACACCUACCUAAGCAACCAGCUGCCCCCACUGAGAGAGAUCAUCCUGGGCCCGAGCUCAGCCUACACCCAGACACAGUUUCACAACCUGCGCAACACCCUGGACGGCUAUGGCAUCCAUCCAAAGAGUGUGGACCUGGACCAAUUCUUUACCACUCGGCGACUGCUGAAUCAGGUGCGCCAACUGGAUCGCCUCUCCGUGCCCAGUACAGAGCUCAACACCUGGCUGGUGCACCGCGACGCAGAGACUGUGGUGUCCACUGGUAGCCAGUCCAGCCCCAGCAUCACCCUGGACAAUGGGGGCGGCCUAGAGGACGUCAACAACCCUGACGGUACCCCGGCCAUGAGGGGAGGAAGUGGAGCACCUGAAUCCACGGACAACAGCCUGGGGGCCGUGGCCCCGGAGGGAAACCAGGAGCAGGGCAGCAGGGACGCCAACGACGACCUCAGCAAAGAGGAUAUUGACUUGAUAGACAUCCUAUGGAAGCAGGACAUCGACCUCGGCGCCGGAAGAGAAGUGUUCAACUACAGCAACCGUCAGAAGGAGAGCGAGGAGGAGAAGCCCAGCGACCCACACCAGAAAAAAGACGCCAACGAGGACCAGGAGAGCUGGAGAAACGGAGUCAACUUGCAAGAGGCUCAGCCCGUGGACGGGGAGACCGGAGAGAGCAUCCCGGAGCAGCUCCCAGGUCUGGGCUCGCAGACUUCCCUUUCUCUACAAGAAUGCCUGAGGCUUUUAGAGGCAACUUUCCCCUUUGGAGAAGAAUCUGAGUUUGCAGCCCCGGUUGUGACCACGGAAACCGUUUCCAGUGAGGAAGUUCCUUCCACGUCUCAUGGCCUUCCUCUGGCGCCACAGCUGCCCCCUGCGGAGCCUCAGUUAGACCUGGAGCAGCAGUGGCAAGACAUCAUGGCCAUCAUGGAGCUGCAAGCGAUGGAGGUGAACAGCUCUUCACCACACAGCAACUCCAGCAGUGACAGCGGAUCGAGCGGCACGACGGAGUCCAGCGGCUCGGGAAACUUUGGACUCUCGACCGGGCCAACGCCCGUGAACCAGGACGUCAGCCUCCACCAGGCCUCCCUCCCCAGCUGCAGCCAGGACUUCCCCGAGGUUUUCAACCCCCAGUUGGACCUUACGAGCAUCGCCCCGCGGGCCGCCAUGCUCAGACCUUCCUCCAGCAACUCCAGCAACAUCAACUCCACGUUCGGAGCCACCAACCUGACGGGGAUCUUUGUCCCACCGCACAUCAACAGCUCCAGCACCAACAUCACGUCCACGCCCAUCCUGCCCGACCCGUUCAGCAACCUGCUGGAGGAGUCCAUGCUGGAUGAGAUCAGCCUGCUGGACCUCGCCAUGGAGGAGGGCUUCAGCCAGGCCCAGGCGUCCCAGCUGGAGGACGAGCUGGACUCUGACUCCGGUCUGUCCCUGGACUCCAGCCACAGCCCGGCCUCCCCGAGCAGCUCCGAGACCUCCUGCUCCUCUGCCGCGUCUUCGUCCUCCACGUCUGCCACCUUCUCCGAGGAGGGGGCCGUGGGCUACAGCACCGACUCCGAGGUGGCCGCGGCGGAGGCCGAGGAAGGCGCCGUGGGGGGUUUCCAGCCCGGGUUCAGCAAGCUGUGCCGCAUGAGCUACCAGGACCCCUCCCAGUUCCACGGCCUGCCGCAGCUCGGCGGCGUCGGCCACAAUCACACCUACAACCUGCCGCUCUCCUCGCCGUUCGCCGAGCACCCGGAGCUCCCCCUCGCCGACGGGAAGAAGAGCGUUCGCGACAAACACUCCAAGUUCCAGCCGGCGCAGGAUCUGCUCGACAAGCACGCGAGCCGCGACGAGCGCCGCGCCCGCUCCAUGAAAAUCCCCUUCUCCAACGAGAAGAUCAUCAACCUGCCCGUGGAGGAGUUCAACGAGCUGCUGGCCAAGCACCACCUGAGCGAGGGCCAGAUGGCGCUCAUCCGCGACAUCCGCCGCCGCGGCAAGAACAAGAUGGCGGCCCAGAACUGCCGCAAGCGCAAGCUGGACACCAUCAUCAACCUGGAGCAGGGCGUCCACGACCUGCGGCGCGACAAGGCCCGCCUGCUGAAGGAGAAGAUGGAGUUCAUCCGCUCCAUCCGCCAGAUGAAGCAGAAGAUGCAGAGUUUGUACCAGGAGGUGUUCACCCAGCUGCGGGACGAGGAGGGCCGUCCUUACCCCCCCAGCGAGUACUCGCUGCAGUACAGCGCCGACGGCAGCGUGCUCAUCAUGCCCCGCGGCGUGACCACCGGCGAGCAGCAGCGCAAGCCCGAGAAAAAACAAAAGGACAAAAAGAAGUGA
Molecule: messenger RNA, 3456 nt
Organism: Pungitius pungitius (ninespine stickleback)
Lineage: Eukaryota; Metazoa; Chordata; Actinopteri; Perciformes; Gasterosteidae
Gene: nfe2l1b
Product: nfe2 like bZIP transcription factor 1b
Exons: 6
Coding region: 1069-3456 (795 amino acids)
Biological process (GO): regulation of transcription by RNA polymerase II
Cellular component (GO): nucleus
Molecular function (GO): RNA polymerase II cis-regulatory region sequence-specific DNA binding; DNA-binding transcription factor activity, RNA polymerase II-specific
Source: RefSeq, a predicted model, not a curated record